AUGGAAGGAGAUGCAUGCAAUAACACUGAAGUCUGGGAGUGGGUUUACUCCAUGCAGCCCACCUACAUGGCGGUCAUCUGCGUGCUGGGAAUGAUGGGCAAUGCCUUCGUCCUCUGCGUCCUCUGCCUCCAGAGGGAACGCCACACCGUCGCUGACAUCUACCUCAGCAACCUGGCGGUGGCGGACCUGGUCAUGGUCUCCUGCCUGCCCUUCUGGGUGGUGACUGUCGCCCGCAGGUUCCACUGGUCUUUCGGCGUGCCGCUGUGCCAGGUGGUGGGCGUCGGCAUAGGCAUGAACUACUACUGUAGUAUCCUGCUGCUCACAGCAGUGAGCGUGGACCGCUACCUGGCCCUGGUGAGGCCCAUGUCCUUCGUGAGGCUGAGGAAUGCGGCCUCGGCGAAAGGAGUCUGCCUCAUCAUCUGGGUCGCUGGGUGCCUGCUCAGCCUGCCCGCUCUGCUGUUCCGCACCGUGAAGUUCUUCCCCGAAUUAGGGGUGGAGGCGUGCUACGUGCACUACCCCCACGAAGGCUGGAGGGUCCGCUACAACAUGACGGUCAACGUUGUGGGCUUCCUGGUCCCCGCCCUGGUGGUGUCCUAUUGCAGCUACCACAUCAUCGCCACACUCAAGAACAAUAGGAUGAGGAAGUUCUCAGCUGUGAGGACGGAGAGAAAGGCCACGCAUCUGGUACUUGUCAUCCUCAUAGUUUUUAUCCUCUGCUGGCUGCCGUACCAUAUAGUGAUGCUCCUGGACACCUUUGAUUAUUACUUUGCCAUCUCAGAUUGCCUCUGGACCAAUGCCCUUGACAUCAGUACCCAACUGGCUACAUACCUUGGCUAUGGCAACAGCUCACUGAAUCCAUUCCUGUAUGUCAUUGUGGGGAGACAUUUCAGGCAAAAAGCUAAAGGAAUGUUUAAACACAUUCUUAACCGAUAUGAGAAGGGUCACGCCUUGCAAACAGUCAAUUUCACCUCAACAACUAGAUACAAUGAAUCCUCUAAUCUGUGA
Molecule: messenger RNA, 1005 nt
Organism: Megalops cyprinoides (Indo-Pacific tarpon)
Lineage: Eukaryota; Metazoa; Chordata; Actinopteri; Elopiformes; Megalopidae
Product: B2 bradykinin receptor-like
Exons: 1
Coding region: 1-1005 (334 amino acids)
Biological process (GO): response to mechanical stimulus; inflammatory response; immune response
Cellular component (GO): membrane
Molecular function (GO): bradykinin receptor activity
Source: RefSeq, a predicted model, not a curated record